Diatraea saccharalis (sugarcane borer) is the source of this 1174-nucleotide messenger RNA. NCBI's taxonomy places the organism in Eukaryota, Metazoa, Arthropoda, Insecta, Lepidoptera, Crambidae. The record is from the annotation of a GenBank genome assembly.
AGUACUCCACAGACCCCCAUAGAAGAUGAAUCCUAAGGGUAUCUUAGGCUUGAUAUUAAGUAUCUGGUUACAUGGUGGGACUGGAGCUUCGUUUUCCCAAGUUUACGUUCAAAAUGCAGGAAGUGAUCCCUCAGGCUUCAUCACAUAUGGCACUCCAUCGAUAUACUCAGAUUCGCAAUAUGCAAAAUUAACAGAACCACAAAUAGGUUCUAUUGUCCCAGUUCCAUCGAUGGCUGAUGUUCUACCUCCGUGUGUUUCACCAUGUGUUAUUUCUAAUCAAAACAUUGCACCCCUUGCUCCACUGCCUGUUGCUACUAAUGCAAGACUCGUUACGUAUAGAGCACCAAAUGUUCCGGUGGCAGUAGCACCUAGCAAGGAUAACGGUUAUGAAUAUUCUUAUGUGGUUUAUGACGAAAAGACAGGUGAUCAAAAAGCACAACGUGAAACUAGCGACGGAUCAACUGUUCACGGAGAAUACUCAUUUAUACAACCUGAUGGAUAUAUUCGAGAAGUUAAAUACACGGCAGAUGAUCUAACAGGAUUCAACGUAAUCGUCAAAAGAAUCCCGCCUAGUACUACUAAUGAGGGAGAUAAAAAAAUACGAACAAAAACGAAGAGUGACACUGAUCCAUGUGCGGAUACCAAAAAGGAAGCAUUAAAAAUAGUACCGGAACAAAAGAAAAAUAACCUCGAACUGAACGAAGUGAAUGCUGAACCAACAACAGCAGUGACAUCUCCAUUAGAUGAAAUAACAGAGUCAGUUACAGUACCCGUUACAACUUUGAAAGUAACUCAAGCCUCUUCAGAAACGCCACAACCUCACCAGUCUGACAAUGUCACUAUAGUUACACCUGAAGAAACUCAAGCUUCGGUACGGGAAAUCACAGAUGCACCGGCACCAUCACAAAUAAAUUCAAACUUAUUGGUGUCAUAUGACGAUAUUAUUCGAUGCAUUCAAUCUAAAAUUCAACAACAAGCAUCUCUGAAACCCGGAGUAUCUCCGUUGACCUAUGUUAUUUUGCCUGGCAAACCUUGUUAAUAUUACAACUUUGCUUAUAUCAACUCUCUAGUCUUUUGUUUUGAAUUUUUUAAUUAACACCUUUUCAUACACGUAUUGUGUGCAACACAUUGUUGAAACUUACAUUUAAUUGAUUUUAAAUAAAUAAUGAACUAC